Messenger RNA from Nyctereutes procyonoides (raccoon dog), 384 nucleotides. RefSeq names its product eukaryotic translation initiation factor 1-like. Gene Ontology annotation, molecular function: ribosomal small subunit binding; translation initiation factor activity; RNA binding. The transcript has 2 exons. NCBI's taxonomy places the organism in Eukaryota, Metazoa, Chordata, Mammalia, Carnivora, Canidae. Gene Ontology annotation, cellular component: eukaryotic 43S preinitiation complex. The coding region runs from base 1 to 384 and encodes 127 amino acids. Gene Ontology annotation, biological process: translational initiation. The record is from RefSeq and is a predicted model, not a curated record.
AUGUCAGCUAUCCAGAUUCUCCACUUUUUCUACCCCUUUGCUGAUGCAAAGAAGAGUGAUGAUCUGCUUCCUGCUGGCACUGAGGAUUAUAUCCAUAUAAGAAUUCAACAGAAGGGCACCUGGGUCUAUCAGUGGUUGAGAAGACCUUUACUAACUGUCCAAGGGAUGACUAAUGACUAUGAUAAAAAGAAACUAGUGAAGGUGUUUAAGAAGAAAUUUGCUUGCAAUGGCACUGCAGCUGAGCAUCCAGAAUAUGGAGAAGUCAUUCAGCUACAGGGUGACCAGUGCAAGAACAUAUGCCGGUUUCUCCUAGACAUUGGACUGGCUAACGAUGAUCCGCUGAAGCUCAUGGGUUUUAAGUGCUUUUGGCUCAUGGAAGCUUAA